UGGGAAAAAAAAAAAAUAUAUGUGGCACACAAUAUUAAAGUGAACAUACACCAGUAAAUAAACAGUGUGCCCCACUAUGAUUGAGAUUGGUGCUUGCAAAUUUUACUAUAGUAGAUAUAAGAGAUUACAAGGUAAAAAAAAAAAAAAACAUUCGAAUUAUUGGUGAGCUUCUAUGGAAAGAAAACAGAAACUUCAUUAAUGUAAGAGAGUAACCAUAAACUGUACCAGGCUGGAAGCUACUGACUAAGGGCAGACUCACUGAGAUAGAGGCGUGCCACAGAGACAGCCUGAGGUCAUUCUCCUACUGCCACUCAGUAAGACAGCCUCCACUGGAUCCGGCUGAUUUACCUGCUCUGCAGGUUGUACACCUGAAGUGCAAACAUGCAUACAGAGUCCUGCACAAACCCAACUGACAAGCAGCUAGGGAGAAGCUAACAAACAAGCAAACUGAGCCAACGUGUGUGAGAUUACAAGAAACAAAGAGACUGCACAACUGACAGAAAAAGCACAUUGCACAUCUAAAAUGGAAGGUAUGGUGAAAAACUGAAUAAUAUGAAAGAGCACUGACAGAGACAGCACACAGUCACAUGUACAGCUUCCUUUGUAUUUCCCGAGGGCUCUCUUCACUCGUGGGGAGUUUAACCGAUGCCAGGCAUUUGCUACUGAAAAAGUUGGAUCCUAAAGACUAAAGUUCAUUACAGAAUGUAGGUUACAGGGAAGAGUUUCCAGGGAGUGCAGCCAGCGUGCACCGGUGAAUAUGGAAAACGCCAUUCUCAGUCUGCAAGUUGGGAAAACUGCUCUAAAUUUGCUGCCAUGUAUGUUUCUGCGGGACCUUCAAAACAAGACAAUUUUCACUUCUCUGCUCAUCCUCAUGGUCACAGAUGCACUUGUUACAGGAUUCCUGGUGUUUCUCUGGCUCACUGAAUGGCGGCUGUCUCUUGGUUUGGAGAUAGUGGCUCUGCGUUUCUUAUACCUUCAGAAUGAGACCUACCGCUGUGUUACUAUAUUGCUCACUAUGCUUGCCUUUAGCGAAGAAUGGUCCCGUGCUCGUAAUAAGAAAUGUGCUGAUUUUGGUGCCCCUGAGCUGGCUUUCUCACUGCAGUGUAGUUUGCUAAGUCUGGCCUGCUGGCUAGUUGCAAUAUCGCAUGCCUGGCCUGUUGCAAGCACAAUCGCUGUAUUGCCAACCAUGUGUAGCAACUGGGAUUGGAAUUGCCUCUUUAUAUUUCUCAGUGAAUUUGAGACCUCUAACAAUAUACUUCCAUGUAUUGGUGGUGUGCUAAGUAUUUCUCUGCUCUGUGGCACACUGCAGAGAACAGACUCUGUAUCAGAACUCAAAUUAAUAAAAUGGAGUCAGCCCAAGAGCUUUAUGAUUCCAGUUCUUAGUGGUACAUUUGCUAUACUAUUCUUCUGGAUCCUUCCACCUUUCCUGGCAGUCAGUUCAUGGUCAGCACUGGCUCUUGAUAUAUGCUACAGUAUUUUAAGGAUACAGACCAAUAAUGGAUUUAAACAACCUAGCAUUAUUAAGGAAAGCAUUGUACUUAAUAUUUCCCACUAACUAACAAAGUCAAGAUGAGAGAAUACUGGUGAACGCUGUGGUGAACAGUUGGGGAAAAUGCUCUAAAAUAAUGCUUUGGUUACAUAAAGGUCCCAUUCUGAAUGCAGCAGGUGGAACAAGAAUGCAGAAAAGAACAGAGCAUGCAAAAAUGAUAUUACAAAGAACCAUGCAGAGAUAAUGAAUGGCAAAAUGCACUGUUUGCUAUUGUUCUUUCAGCUCGGUCUUGAUAAAGUAAUUACUAGAAAAAUACACAAACUGCAUAGCAAACAGGAGAUGGAAAGAAUGUCACACUGACUGCAGAUUACAGUACUUCACCUGCUGUUCAUCGUCUUCAUCUUCAGCCUCACAAUCCUGGCAUGCUGUCUGGGGCACAAGAAACACAUGUUAUUUUUGUGCAAUGUAUAGAACUGAGUGAGCAAAUAAUAUAAAUAGUGUCUAACUACAACUUCAAGCAUCCAACCGACAUCUGAAGCUUAAAGAUGGGGCGACAGGUCUUGAAGUUCAACAACAUGUAGAGGGCUGCAGCUUACCUGUGCCAUGUCACCCUACAAUUCCUGGCUAUGCAUUUGUGUAUGAAUCAGAUACCUUGCUCUGCAGGACAGCUUUGAUGACCAUACAGAUGUCCCCUAGUUGCUUUGCAUCUGCCAUACACUGGCCCUUCAUCUCUUUCAGCACUUCAUUCAGGGCCUCUAGGAUUUCCAUCACAACAGCAGCCUCCUUAUCCUUCAGUGCCCCUUGCAGAUAUGAUGGCAUAACGUGGGACAGGAGACAAAACUGAGCUAAACAGGAUUGAAAAAAAAACAUAAGGAUGAUAAAAAAAAAAAAGAAAAAAUGGAAGGAAACCGAUGUUGCAAUAUGAACUAUAUUUGCCCCAGAUACUUAUUAAGGAUAUUUUUCCAUUUCACGCCUGAACCAAACCCCUACAGCCAACAAGUCUUAUUUCUGGGGGCUGAAUGUGGCCCCUUCUUCCCACUGGUAAUGCCUUGGACUUUUAAUGUAAUUUUGGAUUUUAAAUGUGCCCCCAAACUUUUAGACUGUUCUGUAUCAUUUGUUUUAGAGAGUUAUACUCCCAAAAUACUGCUUUUAUCAUUUUUUUUAUGACUUUUUUUUAUCCAAUCAAUUUUGCCCCGUCACUUGACAGUAUGCUAUAUACCAUCCUCCGUUUCUUUACUAACCAUAUACCACUCUAAUUUUUCUGCUUAUUUUAACCCAUCAUUUACCUGCUGUGUUGGCCUCACUUGGAUUUUUCUGGCAUACAAGAUUCAUGGAAAGCACAAACUUCCCCAAAGCACUGUAGGCUGAUCUCCUGACAUUCUCAUGUAUAUCCUGGAGAAAAUGCAUAAUGUUUAUUAAUGUAUAUAAUGUUUAUUAGCAAUUCAGUUACAGCUCUGUGCUAAUUUAUGUGGACAGGGCUGGAACCAUGAUUAAGCCCUCUUAGGGUGAUGGCUGUUUUUGGGAACUACAUUUUAAAGUAGCCAAAAAUGUAAUGCACAAGAAACGGUCACCCACAGGCUAACAUCACUCUUCAGGUGGUAGUUUUGUUAUGCCUCUUAAGUCAAAUGAAAAAUGUAGAGCUCAAAGGGAACAUAUACAAUCCAUUUUUACUUUGCUUUGAAAGAGAAUACUAGCCUCAAAAUAAAAGGCAGUAUGAUUUUUAACAUACCUUCUGGAUCUUGUUUAUUUAAAAAAAAAAAAAAAAGCUUUAAAACAACUUAUGUACUACCCCAUUCCCCGACUUCCACUGCUGUCUCCUAAACUAUUCCCCAGAGCCAGCAGUACUUCCUCCAUCAAGCAAUCUACACACAUCCAUUUGUAAAGGAAAGCGCAGGCAGCUUGUCUGUGAUGCUAGUUUGGCCUCUCAGUGCUUAGUGACCCUUCAGUGCCACCCACUCAUGUCUACUUCACUUAGAAGUAUUUUUAUGUGCAUACUCCUGUGACCCCAGGAGCCAUUUGUAACUAUUUGGUCCUGCUCCUUAGAAGGUCUUGUUGCUCCCCUUCCCCAAAAGUAAAAACUGCUUUUAUUUGCAAACUGUACUGGCAAUGGUCACUCCAACACUAACCCAUCUGACCUGAGGGUAAACCCAUGGUUCCCACUGCUUGCGGCCCAGUCUGCACAUGAUUAUACUGCAGAGUUCUGCCUGUUACACCUAUGACCAUUUCCAGUGGGAAAAUUAUAGGACAUGCGCAGCCCUCAUUUCAAGCUAAACUUUAAGCCAAAAGGACCUCAGCAGCUCUACUAAAAUGAAAAUUUUAGCAGGUAAAAUGUUUAAUUUUUUUUUUACAGAAGCACUAUACAUUUAGGGUAAGGGGAAUAUACUACUAAAAGAUAACACAAUAUCCCCCAUAUAUAAUAAAAUCCACAAAGUUUGCCCAGGUGCAGUAACCCAUAGCAACCAAUAAGAUUUUUGCUUUUAAACAGGUGACCUGUAAAUGCUUCCUGCUGAUUACGUUUGUUCAGGUGCAGUAACCUAUAGCAACCAGUGACUUUUAUUAUAUCACCCCUAUGUCUCUUUUUAAGCACCAAAGCAAUUCCCCCACAUAAUGACCGGUUAGUAUACAACUCAAAUUUACUUUUCUAGAUUUGGACCCUUUUUGGACUUCAUUUUCUCACCUGCCUGUCCACAGUAAAGGAAAAUAGACAAAGGGAGUCCAUCCCAAAAAGCUGCACUACCACAAUAUAAAUUGCAAGGGCUUGCCCUGCUUGAACUUGCUUUGUGUGCCAGCAUUCUGUUGCUUCCCUCCACAGUAAAACUCUUCCAUGUUUUAAUGUAUUUGUUAAUACUGUCAACAAAAUAAUAAUGAAGAAAUCUGAUUUUGUCAUGGCUUGGCUGGCACACAUCUACAGCCAUCAUUGUUUAUUUGUUUCCUGUAAAUUUUUGCUCUUUCGCUUAGUGUAUUUAGUUAUUUAAUCUUAAUAAAACAUUACAAAAGCAAUCGCA
Molecule: messenger RNA, 4494 nt
Organism: Xenopus tropicalis (tropical clawed frog)
Lineage: Eukaryota; Metazoa; Chordata; Amphibia; Anura; Pipidae
Exons: 2
Coding region: 758-1555 (265 amino acids)
Source: RefSeq, a predicted model, not a curated record